Corylus avellana is the source of this 667-nucleotide messenger RNA. RefSeq lists its product as uncharacterized. The record is from RefSeq and is a predicted model, not a curated record. NCBI's taxonomy places the organism in Eukaryota, Viridiplantae, Streptophyta, Magnoliopsida, Fagales, Betulaceae.
CAUUCCUUUUCAUCGGACUCAUCCGCUUGAACCACCAUUUCUUAACGAACAAAUUUGCAGGGAAAAAAGCACAGCAGAAAAGAUAACCCCCAUUAACACAACUCCAAACUUUCAAAGAGAGAGCGAUGGGGGCGAUAACAAGCGCAGUGAUAGCAAUAGCGGGGGUGGUGCUGGGCUGGAUCGCCAUCGAGAUCGCCUGCAAGCCCUGCCUGGACCAGGGCCGCACCGCCAUCGACCGCUCUCUCAACCCAGAUUACGACCCCGACGACGACGUUUCCUCCAACAUUCGCGCCCCUCUCAACCCCACCUCCGAUUUUCAAGAGAUCCUCGCCGAUCCAACGCCCCCCGUUGCUUCUUCAGCUCCCGUCAAGGCCGUUUGAUCACUUAACUCAUCGCCCCUCUUCUUCUCUGGUAUUUUCCAAACCGCCACCAUACAGUUUAAAGGAAAGGAAAUGAAAAGGUUUUCGCGUGUGUGUGUGUGUAUCUAAUGUUUUUUGUGAGUUUGAGACGCUGGUUGCUGACAUGAAUUGUUGGACUUCUGUUGUUGUGAAUGAAUCAGAGAUUGUUGCUUACAUGUUCGUUGUUUUGCCAAUUGUAUGAAAAAUGUCAAGACUGAUUCUAUAAGAGAAGCUUUUUUUUAUAAAUUUGAUUGUUGCUGCCAAUGUUA